AUGAUCUACGGACUUGUAUUGCUAAGACUUUAUGAUGAAGCUUUAAAAGUUUUCCAUGAUACGAGAAAUGGUGGUGUCAAACCAGAAGCAAUCACUUUUGCAAGUACCAGCAUGUUCACAUCAUCGGCUUUGCAACUUGGUAAAGAAGUGCACCAGUAUACGGUGGACAACAAGCUAGAAAAUGAGGAAGUUGUACCAACUGCCCUUUUUGAUAUGCAUUCCACAACCUAUGGCUCCCAUGGAAAUGCAUUGGAAGCUAUAUACCUCUUCCAGCAAAUGGAGAAGUCCGAGACUAUACCAGAUAGAGUCGCCUUCCUUGCACUUCUUUUUGCAUGCAGUCACGGUGGACUAGUCAAUGAAGGUCGUCAAUAUUUUGAUCAAAUGAGAGUUCGCUAUGGAAUUGAUCCAACUAUUGAUCAUUAUUCUUGUGCAACCCAUCUGCUUGGGCGUUCGGGGAGAGUCCAUGGUGCUUGUGACAUCUUGAUACAAAUGCCCAUUAAAGCAGAUGUUGGGUUGCUUGGAGCUCUGUUUUCUGCUUGUAGUCAGCAUGGAAAAGUAGAGCUGGAUGAGGAGGUGGUGGAGCUUCUGCUUUAG
Messenger RNA from Nymphaea colorata (pocket water lily), 594 nucleotides. Its product is annotated as pentatricopeptide repeat-containing protein At5g27110-like. The record is from RefSeq and is a predicted model, not a curated record. Gene Ontology annotation, biological process: RNA modification. The coding region runs from base 1 to 594 and encodes 197 amino acids. NCBI's taxonomy places the organism in Eukaryota, Viridiplantae, Streptophyta, Magnoliopsida, Nymphaeales, Nymphaeaceae. Gene Ontology annotation, molecular function: protein binding; RNA binding. The transcript has 2 exons.